AUGGCCAAUGACAUCUUUAAUCUCUUCUUAAUAGAACCAACUCCAACUAAACAAGAAAAUUGGACCCCUACGAUAUUUUGUAUCACUGUUGUUGUUCAAGUAUUUGCUAUUAUAUAUAGUUUGGCAUUUUUGUAUUGGAGUGAUCCAGCUAACUUAGUUUCGGCUAAUAAUCCGUACUUAACUGGGAUUUGGAAUACUUUACUUGCCAUGGUUUUAGGGAUGGGGAUAGCGAUAGCCAUUUUCUUCCACAAGAAUUGGACUUCUGAGGAUUCUGAGGCUGAUAAGACUGAUAAGAAAUCAAUUGUAGCAUUGAUAACAAUUUCUAUCAUUAUGGCCAUUGCCAUUGCUUUAGCAUUUUUCCAACUAACUACUCUCUUCCCAGUACUGGAGGGGAAACCAACCAAUUAUUGUACAGUUCUUGGUGUUUGCGGCCUACUUAGCUCCCUUCCAUAUGGCAUCUCUUGGAUAUAUAAACAACUCUCCCCUUCUCACAGUCCGUCCAAUUCAACAUCAAAAACCCCAUCUGAAUCAAAAUCUAAGCACAAAUCCAAGAAAGACUACACGAAUGUUCAAUAUAUAGCUUUUGGUAUCCUAGCUGCCAUUGCAAUUAGCAUGAUAGCUAUAGCUUUUGUACAUUAUGUAACUCUAAUCACUAGCACUCCUCUGAAUCAAGGCACCCCUAAUUUACCUUCCAAUGGUGCCCAAUAA
Molecule: messenger RNA, 708 nt
Organism: Nematocida homosporus
Lineage: Eukaryota; Fungi; Microsporidia
Exons: 1
Coding region: 1-708 (235 amino acids)
Source: RefSeq, a predicted model, not a curated record